AAGAAAAUUAUGAUUAUUGCGCAAAGAUGUCACUCUGAGAGCUAAACCUGAAGAAGGAUCUCGAUACUUGAUCGUUUUUGACGGAAAAUUGAAGUUUUGCGGGUUGAUCACGAAUAGUGAAUUACACGUGAGAAAUAUCUUUUAAUUUUGAUAAAAGAUCAUGGCUAUGCACAUACCAAAAGCACCGGGCAUGUCCCAAAUGCUUAAAGACGGAGCACGUUAUUUCUCAGGCCUAGAGGAAGCUGUAUAUAGGAAUAUAACAGCGUGCAAGGAAUUUGCUCAAACUGUGAGAACUGCUUAUGGUCCAAAUGGGAUGAACAAAAUGGUGAUCAACCACAUUGAAAAACUGUUUGUUACCAGUGAUGCAGCUACGAUCAUUAACGAACUAGAAGUUGAACACCCAGCUGCUAAAUUAAUAGUUUUAGCAUCAAAAAUGCAAGAAGCAGAAGUUGGGGAUGGUACUAACUUUGUCGUCAUUUUUGCUGGAGCUCUCUUAGAAGCUGCAGAAGAGUUACUUCGUUUGGGUAUUACUACAUCUGAGAUAGUUGAAGGAUAUGAAGCCUCGUUAGAAAAAGUUUUGGAGAUAUUACCAUCGUUAGUUUGUUACGAGGUGAAGGAUUAUAGAGAUGAGAACCAAGUGAAAGUAGGAAUUAAGUCAUCUAUCAUGAGCAAACAAUAUGGAAAUGAAGAUGUCCUCACUUCCCUUGUCGCAAAGGCUUGUGUGUCUAUCUUGCCAGAAAACACCACCUUCAAUGUGGAUAAUGUACGCGUUUGCAAAAUACUCGGAUGUGGUUUAUCCAACUCUGAAGUGGUACAGGGAAUGGUGUUCAAACGGCAUGUUGAAGGAGAUGUGACUAAGAAAGAGAAUGCGAAAAUUGCUGUCUACACCUGUGCCGUGGACAUUGUGCAGACCGAGACGAAAGGAACAGUUUUAAUCAAGACCGCAGAUGAACUGAUGAAAUUCUCCAGAGGAGAGGAAUCCAUGUUAGAAUCUCAAAUAAAAGCAAUGGCCGACAGUGGAGCUAAUGUAAUCGUCUCUGGAGGAAAGUUUGGUGAUAUGACAUUGCAUUAUAUGAACAAGUAUAAUUUAAUGGCUGUUCGUAUACCUAGCAAAUUCGAUGUUAGGAGAUUAUGCAAAACUGUUGGAGCUACCGCUCUGCCGAAACUGACCCCACCAACGAAGGAAGAAUUAGGAUACGCUGAUACAGUAUAUAUCGAUGAAGUUGGAGACACCAUAGUCGUGAAAUUUGCAUUACAUGGCAAAGAUAGCCGCGUCAGUACUGUGAUCGUUCGAGGAUCAACUGACAAUUACAUGGAUGACAUCGAACGCGCUAUCGACGACGGAGUGAAUACGUUCAAGGGAAUAACGAGAGACGGGAGAUUCGUUCCUGGAGCAGGCGCUACUGAAAUUGAACUCGCUGCGCAACUUAGUGUGUACGCGGAUACAUUAUCAGGUUUAGAACAUUACGCAGUGCGGAAAUUCGCAACGGCACUAGAAAUGUUCCCAAAAACUUUGGCGGAAAACAGCGGAAGUUACGCGUCCGAACUUUUGUCGAAACUAUAUGCUGCGCAUAAGGAAGGGAAGAAAAAUUGCGGUUUCGACAUCGAGCAAAAGGCAGGACUUAUAGAUGCGCUGGAUGCCCAAAUUUUAGACUUGUUCUUAAUGAAACAGUGGGGUUUAAAAUAUGCUGUUGGUGUUGCGUGCACCAUACUUAAGAUUGAUCAAAUUAUUAUGGCGAAACGUGCGGGUGGACCAAAAAUGCCCGGCGGUGGAGUUCGCGAUGACGACGAGUGAUGAAAAUAAACAGAAUUAUUCAAUUAUUCAUUAUUUCUUACGUCUAACUUAUAACAUUGCUAUCAGUGCAUUACGUUUCAUGUUAAACAGUAUCUAUUUGUAAAGAAAAUCUGCAUUACAUGUUCUACAGCUUUUUUAAUGAAUUUAACGAUAAAUUAUAUUGAAAUACUA
Ceratina calcarata is the source of this 1966-nucleotide messenger RNA. RefSeq names its product chaperonin containing TCP1 subunit 8 (gene CCT8). NCBI's taxonomy places the organism in Eukaryota, Metazoa, Arthropoda, Insecta, Hymenoptera, Apidae. The coding region runs from base 161 to 1795 and encodes 544 amino acids. The transcript has 5 exons. Gene Ontology annotation, biological process: protein folding. The record is from RefSeq and is a predicted model, not a curated record. Gene Ontology annotation, molecular function: ATP binding; ATP hydrolysis activity; ATP-dependent protein folding chaperone.